Messenger RNA from Argiope bruennichi, 8258 nucleotides. RefSeq names its product phosphofurin acidic cluster sorting protein 1-like (gene KrT95D). Lineage: Eukaryota; Metazoa; Arthropoda; Arachnida; Araneae; Araneidae. Bases 863 to 3436 code for a protein of 857 amino acids. The record is from RefSeq and is a predicted model, not a curated record. The transcript has 4 exons. Gene Ontology annotation, biological process: protein localization to plasma membrane.
GAGAAGCCUGAUCAGGGCUGAGCUGUGUACUCCCUCAUUUUUUUUAAGUGAUGAUGAAGUCACAUGAGAUGAUGACAUUAUUGCUUACAUCCUGCGUACAUAGGGAUAUAGGGAUGUUUGAAUUGCGUACGUAGGGAAUGUUUACUGGAAUGAGAAAUAUACCAGCUCUGUGUAUACAUAACAAACACUUAGCUGAAGCUAAUUGCGCUUGUAAAUAUUUGAGAGAUGAAGAUUAGAAGCCAAAUUUGCCAGUAUCCCUCAUAUCUGUCACUUGUUGAUCUUUGAACUAUAGAUCUUAAUGACAGCUGCUGAUAACUAUUUCAAUCUUAUGCAAUACAGAAUAUGAAAUCUAAAUAUAUGUGUCAGAUUAAAGUUGCUGUAAGCCAAUUCAUGCAAGAUUCUGGGUUAGAUGUAUUAUUACAUAAAUGGGAUCGCUGUCAAGUGCAUCAGUUAACAAGCAUUGGUUGUUUGAUGAAAAGCAACUUUGUAUAGUAUAUAUGGAACUCUUAAAGAAAGGAAAUAGCUAACAGAAAUCUUGAACAUUUAAAAUACUCAUUUAUGUGGGCUAUUCCGACUCAAAACAAUGCUCUUACUACUGUAGUUUUCUAAUAUUGUGGAUUUGUCUCAGAUAAAGUGAUAUUUAAAUUUUAUUGUAUUUAUACAAUUUAGAAAAUUUCUGUAAUAUAUUUCUGAGUGUAUAUAUUUCUUAACUCCAUUAUUUAUUUUUCAUUUUUUGUCCACACAUGUUGUUUCCUUUUUUUUAUCAACACAAGAUACUCCUCUGUUAAGUUUUAUUUCCGUUACUCUAUAUAUAUAUAUAUAUACUCAUAUAUGUGUAAUUGUUAGAUUAUAAAAUUUUAAAAUGGCUGAAAAAUCAAACAAGCCUUCCAAUGUGUGGGGGAAACCUGUUCCUAUGAAGCUAUUUGCAGCAUGGGAAGUUGAUCGAACACCUCCAAACUGUAUUCCUAGAUUAUGUACACUAAAUUUGACUAGGCUUAUUCUUUUGAAACCUGUUGUUGGGGAUAUGAAUUCUGUUAUAAUAGCCGUUAAGAUGCAAAGCUCUAAGAGAAUACUGCGAUCGAAUGAGAUAAUGGUACUUAAUAAUGGCCUUAUUGAUACUGAGCUAGAUUUGACAUUCUCCUUACAGUAUCCACAUUUUCUUAAGCGUAGUGGAAAUAAUUUACAAAUAAUGCUUCAAAGAAGGAAGCGCUAUAAAAAUCGAGCUAUUCUUGGCUUCAAAACUUUAGCUGGAGGCGUAAUUAACAUGGCCGAAGUUCUCCAAAGACCUAUGGACAAAGAAUUGGAAUUGCAUUCUAACAAUAAAGAGAAAAGUGAAAUUAUUGCUAAAAUUUUUAUGUAUGCCAUUUCUAGUCAACCUGUGGACCAUGAAGAAGCUGAUAGACAAAAAGUACUAAGAGGCAUUGAAAGAGUUGCAGAAGUUGAUAAUUUUUCUGAUGAAGAAGAAGAGUAUACUUCCAAUGAAGAUGGAUGUGACAGUGAAGCUGUUGUAGAGGAAACAGCAGCCGCUGGAAAUUUAAGUCAUCGAUCCCAUCUUCGAAAAUCUUUAAAUCCAAAAAUGUUUCAAUCCUCUGGAGAACGUCCUGAUCCGGCAGAAAGAAAUAUUAAACAAAAAAUUAUUGCCUUACUUAAGAAAUUCAGAAUACCUGAAGCUGAGGUAUCCGAUUCAGAACAAUAUCAAGAAGAGCUUGAACAGGAGCUUAUUUCUCAAAACCCCCAAGAAUUUGAAGAUCUUAUUGAUGAACUUGAAAGUAUGAGUGAUAGUGGUCCAGAUGUUGAUGAUAUCAGUAUUUCUUCCACUCCAAAGCCUAGUUUAAGGCCCUUUUUCUCAUCUGGAACCUUGACUGCUUUAGACAAAACAAGUAUGCCAAUGAUAAGUGAUGACAGUUCUCGAAAAACUGAUGAUAAUCAUGAAUCUGGAACUGACCAAGAAAAUACUGAUACUAGUCAAACUGCAAGUCCACCUAAGUCAUUAACAAUGGAUGAUAAAAAGGCUUUCAUGCAGUCCAGCACUGAAAAGGAAAAGAAAACUCGAUUAUUUACGAGAGAGAAAAAUGCAUCAAAAGACAAACGAUCAUCCAGCUCUAAAGAGGGUAAAGAGAAAUUAUGUGAAAAGUCCACUUCGAAAGAUUCAGAAUGCAGUCCUCAGAAAACAGUUCUAGAGCAACUAGCUAGAAUUUUCCCUUCUGAUGAUUCCAUACCAGAUCAUGUAAUUGUUGUCAAUGCUAUAGAUGUGGUUGGAAAUUGUUUAGCUGUUCAACUGUUAGAUAGGGAUGAAAAUGUAAUAACAAUUCUUUCUAAUUCGGAUUUAAGAGCUUCGUUUUCAUGUCUAAUGAACAAAAUACAAAAAUUUUGUAACUGCAAUUCUCGUGCACCGCAAACUAUUAAAAUUGGUAUUCUAGGGCAAGAUAGUUUUUUUAGUUCUGUUUUACGCUUAUACGUUGAACAUUUUUCUUCAAAACCAUCGGAAUGGCAGACUUAUGUAAAAUUUUGUAUUGUUCCUUUAUCUACCAGUAGUUCUGUUGCUAAAUCUUUGAGUAGUGUUGAUAACACAUAUUUGAAUAUGUUCAUGGAUAGCUCAUGGAAAGAUCUUAUUGAUCAUUGUAGUGAAGCCUCGACGACACCCGAAAUACAUAUUACUGUCGAACGAAUCUUACAUUAUAUUAAUAAUGCAUCUUUUUUGUGGCAGAUGGCAAUAGCUGAAGCUAUGGUGACAUACAAGGAAAAGAGUUCUGAUGAUGAAUCAUCUCAAAUUUUUAUUCCUUUUGUUACCGAUGUAAAAAUUGGCAUGAUGGAAGGCAUAACACAAACCACAUCAAUAGAUUCUGAAGAAAUGUCAGCAAAUUUAACUGUCCCAGGCAACUCUCCUCCUUGUAAUGUGACUGAAAAAGGACCUCGUGAAAGUACAACACCGCCCAGUUCACCGAGUAUUUCUAGUGCUUUUCUUGGAACUAAUUCUUCAAUAACUGCUUCAGUAUCAACUUCCGGAGAAACAAUGGAUCUUCAGCUAGACUAUUGGAUUCUACCACAAAAAGGAGAGGCUAAUAAAAAGAGUGAAACUUCAAAAUUAAGCUUGAAAACAACAUUCAGAACUCUUCAUAUCUCAAGAAUAAGUAGCUCUGCUGAUUCAGGUACUUCAUCCCUUACACUUACCUAUGUCACGAAAGAAAAGAAACAAAAGAUAAUGCGUUUAGGAAAGAAAAAGGAAAAAGAAAAGGAACUGGAUAAUCGUUAUCAGCAAGUCGAAGGCAUUCAUAGACUUAUAUGUUCUUGCCGUACUUUGCAGACUCCGCUAAAAGUGACUAUCGAUGGAGUUGAGUGGAGUGGUGUGAAAUUCUUUCAGCUUACUUCCCAAUGGCAAACUCAUAUAAAGUAUUUUCCUGUGGCAUUAUAUUCCAUGCCAGAGCAUGCUUGUUAAAAGUCUUUGUAUUAUGUAAUCCGCUUUUAGUGCCAAGAGCAUGUUAUAUUUAGUCCCAGGAAUUUGCUUAUCUUUAUCUAUUGAUGUUUAACUUCUAAAUUAUUGCAUGUUCUGUUUAUAUAAUAGAAAUUUCCCCAAAGUGUAUUAAGUAUUUUCCAACCUUAGCAGAAUUGAUGUUAUGUUUUGUGCUGUGUUAACUUGUAUUGAUAUAAAUAUAUAUGUGUAUGUGUAUUUACGUGUAAUGUAUUUUUUUAAAUUGGAAGUAGUUUUGAUUUUAAAGUUUCAAAACUUUUCUGUUGGAGCAAAAUGUGUUUUGCUCAUUGAAUAGCUGUAGGUAUAGUUGUUACAGAAUCGCUGUUGUCUGUGAUAGAUUGCUGUGUUGAAAAAUGUGUUGCAAAAGCUUUAUGUAAAUUGUAAAUUUUUAAAACCUGAAGGCUUUGAAUAUCUUAUUUAUAAUGCUCCGAGGUAAUUUUACUAUUUUUGUAAUUUUCAUAAACAUAUUUCGCCUAUUGCACCCUCAUAUUUUCUUAUAUUGUACUGUAAUUUUUGUAAUUGACUUAGAUUAAAGUUUCAAUGAAAAUAAAGAUUCAAUGAAAUAGUUGAUAUACCAUUAGUUUAAUUUAAGUGGGUGUAAUAGUUUCAAAUUUCUUUGAUCGCAUAUAUUGUGUAAUAAAUUAAAUUAACUUGCUUAAAUACUCAUUCUGUAAAUGAGGUCUUAUUUUAUCAGUGACACAUUCAAAUUGAUUGUCCGAUUAAAUUGAUAAUAUUGUAAGGAUCUAUUGUACAAUGCAAAUGCUUAUACGUAUCUGUUUAUUAAUGAAAUCUUUAUGUAGAGACUGCUUAGAUGUUUUUGAAGAUUAGAAAAUCUCAUGAAAUUACAUGAUUACAGUCUGUUAGUGCAAUUAUGUAUAGUAAAUAUAUUGUGAUGUUCAAUUUAUGUUACUAUGAUCUAUGUUUAAAAUACUCUGUUGUAACUUGUUAAGUUCCAGAAUGAUUAAUCCCAGAUGAAAAUUCAGUUAAAUAUUAUAAGUUUCUUUAACCCAGAUGUUUUGUUGUAGAGUUGUUCUGGUUGGCUAUCUCUUACUCAUAAGAUUCCAAUCAGUAUAUGUUUAAAAUUUCAUGAAUUCUUAAAUAAUUGUGAGUUACCUUAUGAAUUCUUAUUAUAACUUUAAAUCCUCAAUGAAGAAAUAAACUUAUGUAAUUUAGCAACUUUUACUUUCAUGAGAAAUAUUAUUUUUAGAUUAUGUCAGCAAAAACAUUUUAUUUUAGUUGGCAUCUACCCUUCGAAUUCUGUGGAACACAAUACUUCAAGUUGAAGAUUCAUUUUUUUUUUUUUUUGAAGUUUCUUUUAGAUAGAUUUAAUGUGAUAGUGUUUAGGAUACCUAUAUCUUUCUUAAAAGAAAUUUUUGUGGUAGAAUAAAUUAGUAGUUGUUUUUGUGUGCGUCAUAAAUAAUGAUUUUUAUGGCCUUUUAAUUUGUGCAGCUGUUAUAAAAAAUCUAUAAUUAUACUGCCGUGUUGAUUUGAGAAUUAGAAAACCUGCAACUUUGUAAUUGCUUAAAAAGUUUCUAGAAUUAAGCUAUCCUUUAGUAGGGUGGUGUGUAUAAAUACUCAAGUAAUUUUUAUUUUUUAUUUAAAUUUUUCAUUCCAUUUUCAUAUAAGUUGUUUUAUAAAAGUUUUCAACUGAUUUCAUUUUAAUGUUUUCCUUUACAAAAACUUACAUAAUCAAUGAUUUAACAGCCUUUUGGAUGUUAGAUUUGAAUGUUUUCUACUAUUAGAAAUUGAGUAGUUUUUGUGAUGCUGCUUCAUUCCCAUUACAUUUGUAGCGUUGUUGAAACUUUGUUUUAAUUAGGUCUUUAGUGACUGUACUAACUGUUCAAGUUCUCAUCUUUUAAAAAGUAUUAUCAUUCCUCCCUAAAUUAUUUGUUAUCCAAUUAUCCAAUCAAGUGUAUCAUUUAUAUGACUUACUAGUUUUUUUUUUUUUUUUUUCAAAUGACUGAUGAAUAUUAAAGUUCAUUUGCUACUCUGUGUUCGAUUUUAAUAUUUCUCCAAAAAAAUAAAUUUCCAAAGAAAAACAUUUGUAUGUCUAAUUAUUUACUAAUUAAUCAGGCUUAAAUUUCAGAAAAAUUUAAAACCAGUAGUAACAAAUAAAUAUGUUUACCAUUUUUAUUUAAUAUUAUUUAUGAAGUACUUGCCUAGUCUAGAUUAUUAUAUUUUAAAAUGCUUAAGUCAUUAUAAGCUUUGUUGUUAGAUAAUAAAUUGUUCAUUUCAUUAAAAUAUGUUGUUAUGAUUAGAUUCUAUUGUCUCAAUAUGCUAGAUUCUUUGAGAAGAAAUUGUACUGAUUGAAAUACAUAGUCUGUAAUUUUCAUGAUGAAAGAAAAAGGAUGUUAAGUUUAUCGUGUUCUGAUUUAUAAAACAUGGAAAAUUGUGAAAAUGCAAUAAUUUGACUUACUCGAUUACUCUUGGUUAAAGGAAAAUAUUCUCUUUCAAAAUAUAGGUAUAUUGUUGAUUUUAAAUUAUACACGAUUUAGAUUUUUCUUGCUAAUGAGAAAGAAAAUGAAUGGAGUGUGCUAAUAUUAAUCUUAAGGAACAUUGUAAUUUGUGAUUACAUUUUGAAAGCUCAUUUUCAAGUUUACUUGCCUGGAAGUUGAAAUCGAAGGGAGGGGAAAUUCCUGAUGUGAAAAAUUAAUUGAAUGUAACUGUGUUGAUUUGAUAUUCUCAACUUUUUAAAAACUAUGUAUUUGUAGUACGAGAAUUCGUAUCCUUAUAAAAGUUCCAUAAUGACUUUUUUCACUAAAAAAUUACUAGUGAAUUUUCCUUUUAAAAAUAUAUCAGACUUGUUUGUUGAAAAUAAUUUUUUUAAUUACUGUCAGUAAUGUCUCAUGUGUUGCAUGAAAUAGAAAUGUAAUAAGUCAUCAUGUUUAGACUUAUUUAGCAGGUCUACCUCAUUAAACAAUAACUGAGAUAUUGGUGAUCAUUUCAAUAUUAUCCAAAUAAAAAUACUCAUAAUGCAUAUUUAAAAUCUGAUAUCAGUCAGAUACUCAAAGAGUUGUAAAUUAAAGCAUGUAUUUGUUUAAAAUGAAAAAAUAUUCUCUAUUUUUUGUUACUUUAAUUAUAAAUAAUGCUCAUGAUUUUUUUUCCCUUUGAAAGUUAUUUUUGUCAAUAAUGUUUGAUUGUGUUUUAUUGCUGUGAAACUGAAAUGCUAUUCUAGUCUUUCUCAGUCAGUGUAGAUAUGUGGUAUAUUAUUCUAAAUGUGUUAAUUUUCAGUAUUUUCUCUAACUAUAAAAAAUUAGGUGAAUUUUUGUUUUAAAAAAUGAUUUAUUUGAAAUAUAUACUUUGCUAUGCAAAAUUUUGGCAAUUACAGUUCUUCUGUAGAUUGUUUUUCUCAGAUAUCAAGUUUAUUAAAGACGACUUCAAUGUAUGUUUUUAAUGUAAUUCAUAUUUCUUUAUUUCAUGAUGCAAAUUUUUAAAAGUCAUGAUUGAUAUUUCUCUCUGUAUUAACUAUGGAAUUUCUUUUGUUAUGAAAUCAUGUGAAAAUACUAUUUGAAAUGCAUCUACUUAAUUUAUUGUGUGCAAAUAUAAUUCAAAAUUAGAUCAUUAUUUAUUAAAUAUUAACAAUUUUGCAAAAAUAAUGUUUCAUGAAUACUGCUUUUCUUUAAAUAUUUAAUUGCUGUGACUAUGCAACAGCUAUGACUUUUCUUGACAAGAAAAUCGUAUCUUUUGUUGUUUAGUCAGUUUUUUGAAAGAGAGUGACAUUCAUUCAUUUAUUGGGAUUUAAUAUUCUAGAGUAAAUUAAAACGAUAUGCAGGGUAAGAUGUUACUAUUUGUAACAGUUUCAUAUUUUGCUAAAUAAUUCACAUAAUUUCAUCUUCAGAUUAUUAGAACCAGCUUAAGAAAGAGGCUGUGCAUUUAAAAAUAUAUAUAUUUCUUUUUAUAAAUCACUGCCUUUUUGCUUUUUCACUAGGUAGCCGAAAAUUUCCUAUUAUGGAUUUUAUAAAUUGUUUAGUAUUAUAAACUGUUAUCUUUAUAAUUUAUUAUGAAUGUGAAAGUAUUAUUUUCGGAAUUUAACUCAUUUUUGACUUAAUUGGAGAAUGUUACAAAAAGUUCAUUGUACCUUGCAUUUUAAUUUUUAAACCUAUAAUUUAUAAAGUUUCCUUAAUAGUACCAUCUCGAUUUUUAAAAAAAGGCUGUUAAUGAAAUAUGUUAAAUCUUAUUUACUUCAAAAUUUUUACUAUCAAUGUAUUACAAUGUACGAAAGUACUAACAUUGGUAAUUUAAAAAUAGACAAAUUUCCUGAAAUAUUUCUUUAGCAAAUAUGUUAAUAUAAUUAUUUAGUCAUGUGUCAUAAAGAUUUAUUACUCAUAUUAAAUUCAGUAUAUAUUUGUUGAUAACUGUGGUGUGUAUUUCUAGUUAAACAGCUAUAUUGAUGUCUGCACCAUUAAGUUGAUUCUGUGAUAGUUGUUUGUGAAUAUAGCAAUAUUAAAAUUCAUUGGUUUCUAACUUAAUAAAUGUAUAAAAGAAACUGUAAAAUCAUAUUAUUUUUCUAAAUUACUGUGGAUUAUUAUUUUUUUUAGUACAUUAAUUUUAACUUUAAUAUUAUUUUUUUUCAUUAUGGGAAAAUGCAAUUAUCUUUGCUACUUUAGUAGGUGCUAUAUUGCCGAUUUUGUUUUCACACGAAAAAUAGUAAACAUUAUCAUGUUCUUUUCACUGUAGAAUAAACCUGUAUAAACUGUAGUGAAUAACAAUAUUUCAAUUUUGUAAAUGCUUCAUCAGAUUGCAAUUUUGUUAUGUGUUCUGUGUGCAUUGCAUACAAUAGAAUAAAAAU